AUGCAGAAGUUGGUCAAUGAAUUAAGGGAUGAGCUGCGGCAGGAGCUAAAAACAGCUCGCAAGGCCAUAGAAAGGGAUUUCCGCACGCAGAUGAAAGCACUGCGAGCGGAACUUCGUGAUGAUGCUCACAGUAUGGAACACAUGAAUGCUGUCUUUGAAGACGCGCGACAGAAUUAUGACGCCAUCAAGGCGGAGAAUGCCGAGCUCAAGGAAGAGAAUAGUAAUGUACGCACUGAACUCAAGAAACGCCUUGCAGACGCUGAGUUUCGUCUGCGACAUUCUGAACAAUACUCGAGGAACGAGAACAUUGAAAUCAAAGGCAUUGAGGAAAACCCCAACGAGGACGCAACUGCUGCUGUUUGCAAACUAGGACAGCUUUCGGGAGCGAACGUUGUACCAGAUGACAUAGAGGCUUGUCACCGCGUUCACGCUAGCAACAAGCCAGGCUGUAUUAUUGGGCAGUUCACGAGACGACAGAAGCGAGAUGACCUGCUUGAGAAAGCGAAAAAGCUGCGCCUAAAGAACGGUGACUUUGGCAACAACUCGGUGUCGCCUGUUUACGUCAAUGAACACCUAUGUCCAACAUUAAAACGUCUUCUUCGAAUGGCUGUAACCAAAAAGCGGGAAAGUGGAUGGAAAUACGUAUGGUGCCGCAACGGGAAGAUCUUCGCCAAAAAAUCGGAUGGUUCAGAGACACUUGCCAUAAAGCGGGAGCACGAUCUAGAGAAGAUCCAAUGA
Messenger RNA from Rhipicephalus sanguineus (brown dog tick), 738 nucleotides. RefSeq lists its product as uncharacterized. Lineage: Eukaryota; Metazoa; Arthropoda; Arachnida; Ixodida; Ixodidae. The record is from RefSeq and is a predicted model, not a curated record. Bases 1 to 738 code for a protein of 245 amino acids. The transcript has a single exon.